Messenger RNA from Cercospora beticola, 1890 nucleotides. RefSeq lists its product as uncharacterized. Gene Ontology annotation, cellular component: beta-galactosidase complex. The record is from RefSeq and is a predicted model, not a curated record. Gene Ontology annotation, molecular function: beta-galactosidase activity. Gene Ontology annotation, biological process: carbohydrate metabolic process. NCBI's taxonomy places the organism in Eukaryota, Fungi, Ascomycota, Dothideomycetes, Mycosphaerellales, Mycosphaerellaceae.
AUGCACUACCCUCGUACAGCUGCAGCAGCUCUUGGCCGUAAUCAUUCUUCCACGUCGAUCAAGGUGUUCAAUGAAGUUGCUGAAGCUCUAUUCUCUUCUCGCACUGCACUUCUGGAGUCACUCAGCUCAAUACCGCAUACCAUGCGCCAAGAAACAAUGCAAGACACAAUCGCACCGCCACCCCAAGCAACCAUAACUUCCCCCACCAUCCCUCAUCUCUCAACAACAGGGAAUUGUCAGCAACUCAUCAUCCAUAACAAACCCUUCCUCGUCCUCGGCGGCGAAGUGCAAAAUUCUCAAUUCUCAUCAGCGAGCUAUAUGAAACCUAUCUGGCCAAAGCUCAAAGCAGCGAAUAUCAACACCGUGUUUGGAGCUGUGACUUGGGAACAGAUCGAGCCGACUGAGGGAGGUUCUGUGUUUGAUGAGCUGGAUCGGAUCGUGUAUGAUGCGAGAGAGGAGGGAUUGAAAUUGGUGCUGCUUUGGUUUGGGGGUUUUAAGAAUGCACUUUCGACGUAUGCUCCAUCAUGGGUGAAGCGUGAUGCGAAACGGUUCCCGCGAGCUGAAUUACGGACGGCUGAUGGACAGAUGCUUGCUGAUGCGGUUUCGAUUUUUCAUCCUGCUGCUAGGGAGGCAGAUGCGAAAGCUUUCAAGGCCUUGAUGCAGCAUAUCAAGGAAAUUGACGAAGGACAUUCGACCAUUGUGAUGGUACAAGUCGAAAACGAAGUCGGUCUGCUCGGCGAUUCGGUCGAUCGAUCAGCACCUGCCGUGGAAGCUUGGAAACAACCUCUGCCUGCGGACUUUCUGCGGAUUAUACAUCAGCAAUGGUCACAGCUUAACGAGCCCUUUUGGAAGAAUUUCCAUCAUCUACAGUUCGUCAACGCGGCAAAAAACAAGACGUGGAAAGAUCUUUCGAACGGCGAUGAAGAAGGCCUGACAGUCCACGAACUCUUCAUGGCAUAUCAUUUCUCUCAAUACGUCGAAACUGUUGCCGCAGCAGGGAAAGCAGUGUAUCCACUUCCGUUAUUCACAUAUGUAUGGCAGAACUAUGCUGAAGAGACACAAGACUCGACCGAAGAUUCUCCAGCUAUGGUGGCGGGUGGUGGUCAGCCUGGCGAUUAUCCUUCAGGCGGCGGCGUCAGCAACGUCCUCGACAUUUGGAAGCUCUUCGCUCCGUCGCUGGACUUGAUCGCGCCAGAUAUCUAUCUGAAUGAUUAUGAGGCUUCAUGUAAGGCAUAUCGUCACCGAGGUCAGGGUCUGUUGAUACCUGAGCAGAGAAGGGAUGAUUAUGGCGCGAGGAGGAUUUGGCAGGCUUUUGGUUCGCAUCGAUGUAUUGGGACUGCGCCGUUUGGGGUUGAUAGUUUGGAAGUUGAGGAGCUGGAGAAAGUGUGGGGAAAGCAUUAUGGUCUGUUGAGCAAGGUCUCGAAGUAUGUGCUAGCAGCGCAGAUCAGGAAGGACGCUUGUGCGGGAUUCUUCUUUGAUGAGUUGAGAGAAGAUGGAAGUGAUCCUUCUUCCCCGAAAGAGAUGGAGUUUGAGGAUUGGAAUCUGCGGGUGGAACGAGCACAUGUUUUUGGAAGGCCUUCUGCUGGUUCGGGAAUGGCCGUUCAUCUGGAUCAGAAUGAGUUUCUGUUGAUUGGAUGGGGAUUCCAAGUUUCGUUCACUGCGAAGAACGGCAAAGCGAAGUUCAACGGGAUUUCGAGAUUUGAGGAGAAAGAGGUCGAUGUAAAGACAGGCGAGCUGCGGACGUUGAGAUUGCUGAACGGAGACGAGACGAGAAGUGGGAAAUUCGCUGUUAUGCCUAGUGAGAGUCCGGACUAUGGCGGCUUUCCGAUCGCUAUCACUAUCCCUGCGAAUACUGGGAUCGCUGUGGUUGAGCCUUAUGCACUUGAAUAG